AUGCCAGAGAACAGCUCCUUCGCUAACUGCAGCGCGGCAAGCCGACUUGGGGCGCGCCCAGGCCGGCUGGAGGCAGAUGGCACGCGGCCCUCCGGGACCCCCCGGCCUCCCUGGGUGGCGCCCGCGCUGUCCACAGUGCUCAUCAUCACCACCACCGUGGACCUCAUGGGCAACCUGCUGGUCAUCCUCUCGGUGCUCAGGAACCGCAAGCUCCGGAACGCAGGUAAUUUGUUCCUGGUGAGUCUGGCUUUGGCUGACCUGGUGGUUGCCUUGUAUCCCUACCCACUAAUCCUCGUAGCCAUCUUCCAUGAUGGCUGGGCCCUGGGGGAGGUGCACUGCAAGGCCAGUGCCUUCGUGAUGGGCCUGAGCGUCGUUGGCUCUGUCUUCAACAUCACUGCCAUCGCCAUUAACCGCUAUUGCUACAUCUGCCACAGCAAGUCCUACCGCCGGAUAUGCCAGCCCUGGCACACACCCCUCUAUAUCUGCCUGGUCUGGCUCCUCACCAUCGUGGCCUUGGUGCCCAACUUCUUCGUGGAGUCCCUGGAAUAUGACCCACGCAUCUACUCCUGCACCUUCAUCCAGACGGCGAAUGCCCAGUACACGGUGGCUAUGGUGGUUGUCCACUUCCUCCUCCCCAUCACUGUGGUGUCCUUCUGUUACCUGCGCACCUGGGUGCUGGUGCUCCAGGCCCACAGGAAGGCCAAGUCGGAGAGCAAGCUGCGCCUGAAGCCCAGCGACGUCCGGAGCUUUUUCACUAUGUUCGCGGUGUUUGUGAUCUUUGCCAUCUGCUGGGCCCCACUGAACUGCAUCGGCCUCGCUGUCGCCAUCAACCCAGAGGAAAUGGCUCCCCAGGUCCCAGAGGGGCUCUUUGUGACCAGCUACUUCUUGGCUUAUUUCAACAGCUGCCUUAAUGCCAUCAUCUAUGGGCUUCUGAACCAGAACUUCCGCAGGGAAUACAAGAGAAUCCUCUUGGCCCUGUGGAGGAACCCACUGGACUGCUUUCAGGAAGCUUCUAAGGGCAGCCAUGCCAAGGGGCUGCAAAGCCAAGCCCCACCUGUUAUUAAUGACCAGCACCCUGUCCAGCCAGAUGCUCUCUAG
Messenger RNA from Loxodonta africana (African savanna elephant), 1098 nucleotides. It is a transcript of the gene MTNR1B, whose product is annotated as melatonin receptor 1B. Gene Ontology annotation, molecular function: melatonin receptor activity. The coding region runs from base 1 to 1098 and encodes 365 amino acids. Gene Ontology annotation, cellular component: plasma membrane. Gene Ontology annotation, biological process: G protein-coupled receptor signaling pathway. Lineage: Eukaryota; Metazoa; Chordata; Mammalia; Proboscidea; Elephantidae. The record is from RefSeq and is a predicted model, not a curated record. The transcript is spliced from 2 exons.